AUGGCAUGGCAGCCGGCCCCAGAGUCGUUGCGGACGCUCAUUGGCUGUCUCAAGGACUCCCAUAAUGGCUUUGACCUGACGGCCCAGAAGCAGGCGGAGAUUAUGCUCACGCAAGCCAAGAGCUCGCCCGACUUCAGCAACUAUCUUGCGUGCAUUUUCUCGAGCCCAGCACAGCCAGAGGGCGUCAGCAUGUCUGGCACCGAUUACAACGUGGUUCGAUAUGCGGCGGGCAUCAUGCUGAAGAACACGGUCAAGACGUCGUAUAAGCAGCUGCUGGAGCCGAGCGUGGCGCUGAUCAAGGCAGCCGUGCCGCUCGGGCUGCAGGACGAGAGCCCGCAGGUGCGCAGCUACGCGGGCAGCAUUGCAACGGAGCUGGUUCGCCGCGGCGGACUGUACGCGUGGCCGGAGCUGCUCAACGACCUGCUGGCGAUGGUGGGCAACACGACGGGCCAGGUGUCGGUGGCGGCACAGGAGGGCGCGAUGGCGGCCAUGACCAAGAUCUGCGAGGACAACGCGAGCCUGCUGGAGCGCGAGCAGAACGGGCAGCGGCCGCUCAAUUUUCUGCUGCCGAAGCUAAUCGAGGCCUGUGACAGCCCGCUACCCAAGGUGCGGGCGCAGGCGCUGACGGCGAUCAACGAGUUUGUGCCGCACAAGUCGCAGGCGAUGCUGGUCAACAUCGACGCGCUGCUGCAGCGGCUCUUUGCGCUGGCGCCGGACCCGAGCUUCGAUGUGCGGCGGCAGGUGUGCCGGGCGUUUGUGUAUCUGGUGGAGACGCGGGCAGACAAGCUGCAGCCGCACCUGGCCGGGCUGGUCGACUACAUCAUCACACAGCAGAAGGACGAGGAGGACGAGGACCUGGCCUGCCAGGCGGCCGAGUUCUGGCUGUCGGCCGGCGAGCACGAGUCGUUCUGGCGGAGUCUGGUACCGUUCAUCCCCAAGAUCAUUCCAGCCCUGCUGGAGGGAAUCGUGUAUAGCGGCGAGGAUAUUGCGCUGUACGGCAGCGCGUCGGACGACGAGGACGAGGACGACCGACAGGAGGACAUCAAGCCGCAGUUCGCCAAGCGCAGCGGCGUGCGCAAAGGCUGUGCGGCGGCGCUGGACGUGUUGUCACGUGACUUUGGAGACGCCAUGUUCGAGUGCGUGCUGCCGUAUCUGACGACGAACCUGCGGCACGCGGACUGGCCGCAGCGCGAGUCAGCCGUGCUAGCACUCGGGGCCGUGGCCGAGGGCUGCAUGAACGCAGUACGGCCACACCUGCCGCAGCUGGUGCCAUACCUGAUCACGCUGCUGAACGACUCGGAGCCACUGGUGCGGCAGAUCACGUGCUGGACGCUCUCACGCUACGCACUGUGGGCAGCCGGGCUGCCAGACCCGGCCGAGACGACGGCCUUUUUCGAGCCGAUGAUGGGCGGGCUGCUGCUGCACAUGCUGGACCGCAACAAGAAGGUACAGGAGGCGGCGGCAUCGGCCAUGGCCACGCUGGAGGAGCAGGCCGGCAAGACGCUGGAGCCGUAUGCAGGACCGAUCAUCCAGCAGUACGUGCAGUGCUUUGAAAAGUACAAGGACCGGAACAUGUACAUCCUGUACGACUGCGUGCAGACGCUGGCGGAGGCGAUCGGGCCUCUGCUGGCCCAGCCAGAGUUGGCAGGCCAGCUGAUCCCGGCGCUGUUCCGGCGAUACGACAGCGUGCCGGAUGAGUCGCGUGAGCUCUUCCCACUGCUGGAGUGCUUCUCGUACGUGGCCAUGUCGCUGGGGCCGGUGUUUGGGCCAUAUGCGCAGCCGGUGUUCCGGCGCUGCGUCACCAUCAUCCACCAGAACCUGGAGCAGGCGCUGGCGGCGGCAGCCAACGGCCACGUCGACGCGCCGGACAAGGAUUUUCUGGUGACGAGCCUGGACCUGAUCAGUGCUAUCAUCCAGGCGCUGGCCGGUGGCGGCGAGGCGGGCGCGCUGGUGGCCGACACACAGCCGGCCUUCUUUGAGUUGCUGGGCUUCUGCAUGGAGGAUCCGAGCGACGAGGUGCGGCAGUCGGCCUACGCCGUGUUGGGCGACUGCGCCCGCUUCGUCUUUCCGCAGCUGCUACCCUGUCUGGCCGACGGGCUGCUGCCGAUCCUGGUGCGCCAGCUCGAGGUCGACGGCCUGCUGGACGACGAGGCCGACAGCGGCUUCAGCGUCAUCAACAACGCCUGCUGGAGCGCCGGCGAGCUGGCCGUGCAGCUUGGCGAUGGCAUGCGGCCACACGUCGACUCGCUGCUCAAGAGCUUCGUCGCCAUCCUGACGGACCCUCACGUGCCGCGUGGCGUGAACGAGAACGCAGCGAUUGCGCUCGGCCGCCUCGGGCUCGGCUGCAGCGAGGCCCUCGCGCCCCAUCUGCACACCUUUGCCGAUGACUUUCUCGCUUCCAUGGACGGUGUCGAUCCGACCGACGAGAAGGCUACCGCUUUCAAGGGCUUCACCAUGGUCGUGUCCCACAACCCGGCCGCCAUGGAAAAAGUCCUGCUGCAUUACUUCCGCUCUAUUGCCCGCUACCAGGACAUUGCCCUGCUCAACCCCAUCAAGCAGGACCUGCACGAGGUUUUCCAAAAUAUCCUCUUCCGGUACCGUGAGCUUAUUCCCCAGUUCGACACCUUCCUCGCCCAGCUUGACCCGCAAGACGUGGCCGUCCUGAGGACCAGCUACGGCGUCUGA
Grosmannia clavigera kw1407 is the source of this 2685-nucleotide messenger RNA. Its product is annotated as importin beta-2. Gene Ontology annotation, cellular component: cytoplasm; nucleus. NCBI's taxonomy places the organism in Eukaryota, Fungi, Ascomycota, Sordariomycetes, Ophiostomatales, Ophiostomataceae. The transcript has 4 exons. Gene Ontology annotation, molecular function: small GTPase binding; nuclear import signal receptor activity. Gene Ontology annotation, biological process: protein import into nucleus. The coding region runs from base 1 to 2685 and encodes 894 amino acids. The record is from RefSeq and is a predicted model, not a curated record.